Pyrenophora tritici-repentis Pt-1C-BFP is the source of this 450-nucleotide messenger RNA. The record is from RefSeq and is a predicted model, not a curated record. Lineage: Eukaryota; Fungi; Ascomycota; Dothideomycetes; Pleosporales; Pleosporaceae.
AUGAUCCACUAUUACGGUCGUCUACUCAGCGGUACCAGGCCCACGUUGGGCUGGUACCGACCAGUCUUGCAACUGCGGAAACCACUGAUUGCUAUGGUUGCAUGUGGUCGACCGCAUUCGUGCCUCCCUCGCAGCAGGCCACCUGCGUCGAUAAAGUGCGGCCAUGGGCCAAUCGCGUCGCCAGUCAGCCAUGCGUGGACAGAUAACGCGAUCAAGGGACGUCAAGACCAGCACCUUGCUUCUCGGCGCGCAAGCAAAUGUCCAUGGUACCUGUCAGAUGCCCACGAGGCCAGUCCUUCCCUUGGCCUUGGCCAUGAGCCAGAGGCAAUGCCCUCCAGGACGUGCGACACGACUAGGAUUCCUGCAGGCCCGAUUGAGGCUCUGUGCACCCUCCUUCCGACUCGCACGGCUUUACUAUCGGGUGUCCUAUCUCAACUUGCUGGCGUCUGA